Drosophila hydei is the source of this 231-nucleotide messenger RNA. Its product is annotated as general odorant-binding protein 83a-like. The coding region runs from base 1 to 231 and encodes 76 amino acids. Lineage: Eukaryota; Metazoa; Arthropoda; Insecta; Diptera; Drosophilidae. The record is from RefSeq and is a predicted model, not a curated record. Gene Ontology annotation, molecular function: odorant binding. The transcript is spliced from 2 exons.
AUGGCCAAGCUCUUCCACGACAUCUGUGUGGAGCAAUCCACCCAGCUUACAGCUUCGAUCAAGGAGUUCAGUGAUGGCGCACUCCAUGAGGAUGAAAAGCACAAUUACUAUAUGAAUUGUUUGUUUCACGAGUUCGAAGUGGUCGACGACAAUGGCGAUGCGCAUCUGGAUACACUAUUCCGCUCGGUGCCGCACUCGAUUCGAGACAAUCUGAUAGCCAUGUCCCAGUAG